AUGGAGGACCAAAUCUCAAAGAAUUAUGCAGAAACUGUGUCCAAUUUCUUUGUGAAACAAUAUUAUCAAACACUUGAAAGAUUACCGGACGAGCUUUAUAGGUUCUAUAAGGAUUGCAGCACCCUCGGCUGGCCUCACACCGGUGGGAUUGUGACACCGGUCACGACUUUGAGGGAGAUCAAUGACAGGAUUAUUUCAUCGAACUUUGUGAAAUCAUCUGUCAAGAUCACGUCCGUCGUUGCGCAAGACUCUGCCGAUGGAGGUGUUCUUGUUGUGGUGAUCGGAGUGUCGACCGGGGAAGAUGAAGUAGAGAGAAUUUUUAGCCAGACGAUUUUUCUAGCUACUCAACCAAGUGGCUAUUUUAUUCUAAACGACGUUCUUCGGUUUAUCACUCCUUGUGAGCUCAAGACUGAUAUGACUGUGAAUGGAAACAAUUCAAUAAUAGAUCAAGUUGAAACUAUUGCAGAGAAUUCUGCUGAAGUUGACGAUGUGAUCAAUGAUGACAAUGUUAAUUCUGAUCCGGCUUUCGGCGACCAUGUCAAUCUAAUCAAAACUAAUAACGAUGAAAUCAACAAAGGGUCCGAGGAAGAAACUAAUCUUUUGAUGGCUGAAAAAGGGGAAGGACUUCCCCAAAUCGAAGAUGAAAAUGUUGCCGAAGAAAUUAGCCAUCUCGCGGUGCUAAACAGUAAUAAUUUGAUGGACAAUGUUGAUAUUUCGACAACUAAAAAUGUCGACACAAAGGAAGAAGACAUUGUUUCUCUUUCUACGGAAGAGGUAGACAAUAAUUUUGCGGCUAAAAGCAAAAAAAUGGCAGCUGUUCAUGUCUCUCCGGACAAUAACGUUACUUUUCAAGUAGCAAUCAAUAUUUCGGUAGCUCCUGCUGAAGACUCUAAUGAGAACAAAUUCAAUCUUCCUAUUUCGAAGGAAUCUCCAAAAAUUGCGGUUGAAGAUACAAAAAAAGUCGAGGAACCUGUGGUUAGCUACGCUUCGAUUCUGUCGAGAGGGAAAGCUUCGAGCGCUGGCCAAACUCGUAGAAUAGUUCCAAAUAAUUAUUUUCAAGCAGUUACUUCCCCAAGAGUCGAAAAUUCGGAUGGAGCUAGUGAUGUUAAUGAUAAAGAAUGGACCCCUUUAUCGAAAUCAGUAUCGCGCCCAAGCAAUUAUAAGUCUUUCAAGUUUUCAAAUGAUAAGAGUAUACAUGUGGGAGGAUUGCCGCUUCACAUCGAUAAAGAAAGCGUUCUGGAGGUUGUUAAACAGUUUGGACAAGUUAAAAAUGGUCUCGAUAGCGUACUCAUCUGCCGUGCCAAGAAUGGCUUUUGCUAUGGAUUCGUCGAGUUUGAAUCCGAGGAGUCAGCGCAACGCGCAGUCGAGGCGCGCCGUGUGUCGUUCGGGGAAAACAAUGUCGCGGUUAUCUCGUACAAGAAAUCGUCGAAUUAAGGAAGGAGGAUCGAUUGAAUUGAGUUAUGUGUUGCUUGAAACCUUACAAGAAUAUGAUUACUACUUAUCAUCCUUGAAUUUAUGUGUAAUGUUUGGAGCAUCGAAGAACUGUAUACUUAUUGCUUUUUGUUGUUGUGUUUGGAUUGGA
This is a messenger RNA of Andrographis paniculata, 1582 nucleotides long. RefSeq names its product nuclear transport factor 2-like. Gene Ontology annotation, molecular function: mRNA binding. Bases 1 to 1434 code for a protein of 477 amino acids. Gene Ontology annotation, cellular component: ribonucleoprotein complex; cytosol. The transcript has 7 exons. Lineage: Eukaryota; Viridiplantae; Streptophyta; Magnoliopsida; Lamiales; Acanthaceae. The record is from RefSeq and is a predicted model, not a curated record.